CACUACUGGAGCACCUGCAGCAAAGUACCGGGGAAAUUACUACUCAGACGACAGCAAGGUGUUGCCAAACAUCAGUAAAGACUAAACUUACAAAGAACAUAUUGCACUGGUCAGGUAAUGCAGCGAAGACACUGAGUGGAAAGUACUGGAAGGUGAAUAUGGAAUCCCAGUCCAGGUACUGUACAGAAAAAUUUCGCACUUUUCUUCAUCGAUGAAAUGAAACAGUGUCGGUAGCAGCUCUUGUGUUCUUCAGACAAACGUAGAGGAGACUAACAGUAAAUAUCUAUGCACUGACCUUGGAGACAGUUUGCUCUCCGUUUAACUAGUUUGAGGUUGUAGUUCAACAUGGCGAGCCAACGGGCAGAGUUGCUGAUCAACGAACAGGAAACAAACAUUGACGAAGUGGACUACCUGUUGUCCUCGCCCAGGACGACCGCGUGUGUCCCAUCCCGGGUGGUGAGCGCUGUGUAUGGCUCUGCAGACUUCCAGACCUCACCUUUGACCUUGCGAGGAGCGAGUGGGAAGAAGGGAGACGGUGCUCCGUACCAGCUGCGCGCCCGGGAGGGGGUAGAGGGAGGAACAUCCUUCUCCGCCUUCAGGGCUCGCUUGGUCCUGUUCUUCUUCCAGAUCUUGCGGGGACUGGGCGCCAACGUGGCCGGUCCCGUUAACAACCAGUACAUCCACUUCCGGUUCCACGAGAUCUACUUCAACGGCACUGACGACACCAACACCUCCCUGGCGGCCAGCGCCAAGUGCGACGACAACGCGAGUAACCCCGUAGACGAGAAGGAGAACGCGCUGCAGGAGGACAUGAGCGAGCUGGUGAUGUACCUCACCAACACCUACUACAUCUCCAUGCUGCUGGUCACAGUCCUCCUCGGCUCCUCCUCUGACAUCAUCGGUCGCCGGCCGCUGCUGCUGAUCCCGAGCUUCGCGCAGGUGCUGGACCAGAUCCUUCACUCCGUCAUCGUCCUCUUCCACUGGGACCUGCGCACGCUGUACAUCCCGGCCGUCCUCAACGGCCUGAGCGGCGCCGCCAACAUCAUCGGCCUGGGCGUGUACGCCCUCACUGCAGAUCUGACCCCGCCCUCCAAGUCGCGCACCAUGGGGAUCGCCAUCGUGGAGUUCGCGGGAGGGAUUCCCUCCGUCGCCGCGCAGAUACUUGCCGGGGUCCUGGUCCAGACUUUCGGGUACUUCAUCGCCACCGUUUUUCCUACCUUUAUCUACUUCCUGGCUUUUCUCCUCGUUUAUCUGUACAUCCCAGAGACCGUGCCCAAGAGGAAGGGUGGCCACACGCUGUGCGUGAACCCUGUCAAGUACCUCAAGAACAUCGUCGGCCUCUUCCUGUCGGACGGCACCAAGCGGGAGCGCUUACAGCUGUGCACGGCUUUGCUGAUCAUCACCAUCUUCUUCCUUGCUGUCUACGGGUACGGCAACGUCUUCCUGAUGUACGAACUGGGUGUGCCCUUCUGUUGGGACCCGGAGAUGGUCGGCAUCUUUGGCGGCAUCUCCGCCGCUGUGGGCAGCACCUCCCAGAUCGUGUCCCUGAAGCUUCUGCACUACGUGUGUUCGGAUCCCGUCAUCCUCAUCCUGGGCAUGCUGUCAACGGCCGGCGCCUACGUCAUUCAGGGCCUUGCUCAGAGCAACGCCAUGCUCUUCACCUCGAUUCCGGCCGGCGUCAUCGGAGCCACCAACUCCCCCGUCAUCCGGUCUAUUCUGUCCAGCAAGGCUGGUGCAGAUAAACAAGGCGCACUGUUCACUGCCGUUGCCGUGGUGGAGACGUUCUGCAGUCUGGCGUCCAACACCAUGUACAUCAUGAUCUACCGCUCCACUCUCCACAUCCUGCACGGCCUCGUCUUCAUCUGCAUGGCCGGCCUGCUAGUCUUCAACGUCCUCCUCAUUCUGACGCUGGGGCUGUGCAUGUGCGAUUGUCCAGUGGUCGCAGCGAGGAUUCGGGUCGACACUUCUGCCAAUAAAAAAAUUAUACGAGGCGUUCUCGCAGCAGGAGCGGAAAUGGCGAAGAUGUUGUCAGAGCUGUUGGAGCCUGGCAGAAAUGGCUGCGCAGAGAAGGACUCGUUGUUGGCACAAGAAGGUUUAGUAAACUCCAAGUCUUGGCACUCGACAGUGGCUUAUGGGGCUACUGAGACUUCUUGGGAGCAAGGUUUAGAACCUCUUCCUAACGCACAUAAGAAACUAGGCUCGCCAUCGUCUGUUCGCGCUCGUGUGAGUUUGUUCUUUGUGGUAUUUUUCUACAUGAUCAGCGUGCUAGUCCUGCCCCCGCUGACCACGCCAUACUACCAGGAUGUGUUCAGACCGCAGUUCUCCAACGACAGUUGGCUGGGCGCCACCAACAAGUCUUCGCAGGCGACGACGUGCGACACCAACAGCAGCGACCCCAGCGUGCAUCAACAGGACAAGCUGCAGGAGUACGUGGCGCAGUUCUCGCUGUACGUCUCCCUGGCCAAGACCGUCCCCAUGGUCAUCGUCACGCCUCUGCUCGGGGCAGCUUCUGAUGUCAUGGGAAGGCGCUUCAUCUUCUUCUUGCCUAUCGUCACGGGUCUCCUCAGCCAGUCCUUCUUUGCUGCCCUCGUCUGGUUCCACCUCGACGUCCACUUCCUGUUCGCUUCCAACGCCCUUGCUGGAGUCAGCGGAGACUUCUGCGUCUUCCUGUUGGCUCAGUUCGCGUACACCGCAGAUUUAACGCCUUUGGCUGGAAAGGCCAGAACUCUGGGCAUUGUCUUAAACGAAUUCGUAAUCAGAAUUUCCAGCACCCUGGGGAAGCUGGCCAUUGGCUACAUAAUUGAGAACGUGGACUACUUUUAUGCGUCUCUCGUGCCUGUCGGAGGCUUCGCCUUGGCCCUGCUGUCCCUCUACUAUCUGCCAGAGACCGUGAGCAGACGACAAAGUAACAGAACUGAGGUUAAUCCUGUGACCUACCUACGAACUACAUUCGCCUUCUACAUUUCCUCCGGAAGUGCACACGAGCGUGCGUUGUUCCGUAUGUCCUUCUUGCUGCUCCUUGUCAACUUUCUGUGUGUGACUGGCGCGGGGGGUGUGUAUGUGUUGUACCAGCGCAAUGCCCCCUUCUGCUGGGACCCGCAGCAGAUGGGACUGUUUGGUGCCAUAAGCACCAUCCUCCCGGCAACCUCCUCGGUGCUGCUCAUGCGGCUGCUGCAGACGUGCUGCUCGGACACCACCAUCCUUGUCGCCUCCAUGCUUUCCAAGGUCGGCCAGUUCGUAAUCAUCGGGCUGGCACAGAAUGAUUAUAUGCUAUACACUUCGAUCGCGGCAUCUUUUCUCUCCGAAGCAUCGGUUGGCAUCAAUCGCUCUAUCAUGUCCAAAAUGGCGGGCAGUGAGAAACAAGGUGCCUUGUUCGCAAGCAUCGCGGUGACGGAGUCUUUGGUCAGUCUUGCCUCAUCCACGAUCUACACCACAGUGUACGAGGCCACCGUAGAGCGCAUGCGCGGGGCUGUCUUCCUGCUGAUGGCGGGGUUGACGGGGCUUAACAUCGUCUUCACACUGUUCUUCAUCCGAAUGUCCAGGUCUGGCGGAACAUCCUACGAGACGAGCAUACAAGGUGAAGUUCUGGUCGCCAUUCCAUAUAUAUUUGAACUGUUUGUCAGUCUGCUGGUGAGGGAAGUAACUCCAAAACCCCCGAACAAAGAGAACAAAAAGAGUUAUUCCCCAUUGAACGUCAGUCACUCUAUCACCUUUGCCUUCGCUUUUUUCGUCGUCUGCGACCAAUACAACUGGAUAUCGAGGCAUCACUGCGACUGGCUCGGACAGGGAGAGAGGAAUUUUCAGGAAAAGGCAAUCUCUGGUGGUGGAGACUUGCCUGAGCUGACCCCGAGUCUGGCCUGCGACAUGGAGUCGUGCCCCUGCCUCAACACGUUGCCUGUGGACUUUCACGCGGGCACUGAUUUCUGUAUCAAAUGGUCCGUCAUACUGGAUCAGUAA
Pomacea canaliculata is the source of this 3957-nucleotide messenger RNA. RefSeq lists its product as uncharacterized. The transcript is spliced from 10 exons. Gene Ontology annotation, cellular component: plasma membrane. The record is from RefSeq and is a predicted model, not a curated record. Gene Ontology annotation, molecular function: transmembrane transporter activity. Bases 346 to 3957 code for a protein of 1203 amino acids. Gene Ontology annotation, biological process: transmembrane transport. NCBI's taxonomy places the organism in Eukaryota, Metazoa, Mollusca, Gastropoda, Architaenioglossa, Ampullariidae.